Molecule: messenger RNA, 1764 nt
Organism: Moesziomyces antarcticus
Lineage: Eukaryota; Fungi; Basidiomycota; Ustilaginomycetes; Ustilaginales; Ustilaginaceae
Exons: 1
Coding region: 1-1764 (587 amino acids)
Source: RefSeq, a predicted model, not a curated record
AUGUCGUCCGUGAACGACACCGACCUCUCGGACAGCAUCUCAGUGAUCUCGAUGAUCGAGUCCGAGGAUGCCUCGUCCGAUUUCGAGCUCGUCGACUUUGACGACGAUGCGCGUCCGCAGCCACCCUCCUCAACCCACUCCAUCGCUCCCAGCGUCGUCUCGGACGACCAAAGUGCCCCGCCCAGUCCAGCGCUCCACGAGUCUCGCUUCCACUUCCCUGACCCCGCCGCCAUCUUUAGCGAGGCCAACAUGGACUCUAGCUCGAUCUGCACCAUCGCCUCUCCCACACAGCCCGAGCCCUUCAGCCUGCCUCCUCCCGCACAGCCCGAAGCCUUCAAGCCCGAACCCUUCGAGCCCGAGUCCCUCGAGCCUGAACAUUACAAGCCCACCCCGCCGUCCAAAGAGCAGCAGAUCCGCCAAGCCUUCGAAGCCACGAGCCUCCAAGCGACUCCUGACCGCGCUCAGAGCUCUCAGGAUCCCUUCUUUGGCGAGUCCAAAAGCACGCGCGCAUCUCUCCUUGAUCUCAGGCGAGUCGCUCUGGCCUCUCCCAAAACCACCUGCCUCCUCAUGCUGCUGGCUGCCGUUCUCCUCGGCGUCCCUUUCCAUCCAAACUCGCUUCUGCGUGGCUGGCGUACAUCCGACGUUCAAAUCAUCGCCACACAGCCCCAGUCCAUGGCCAAAUUCGUGACCCCAGCCGCACAGGCCCAUUCCAGCUCGCUCGCUCCCUCUCAGCCUCCGCACUCGCUUGUCAAAUCAUUCGUCGCCCUGCCCUCAACCUCGGCGCCCGCAUCCAUCGCACCUGUCAGCGAACAGCGCUCCAGGUCGAAGCGCGAGUCGACUGCGCUCCAGCCAUCCGCGAUCACCCCGAAAGCUUUGACCCUCGCUCCACAGGUGCACACGGGCUCGAACGUCAAAGCGUUGCCGAAUGGACCUUGCAUCAUCACAAGGCAGAGGGCACGACGUCACAGGAACCCGCUAGCGGCGCGUGUGCCUUGCGUUCCCGUGGAUCGACCCGUCUUCCCGCUUCUCUCGGAUGCCUCUUCCAUCGGCGACGCCACCACAACUUCGUGGGACUACUGGCUCGAUCAACUCGACAGCUACUACCACGUCGUACUCAGGCCUUCCAUCGUCGAAGCCAGCCAACACGCUGCGCACGCCGCUCGACAAGCCCGUCGAUUCCACCAAGAGAUCGUCGUCCCGGCCUUGCAAAAGCACGCCGUCGGCCCUGCGCAUCGCACCGCCGAUCAAGCUUCCAAAGCAGCCAGACGCGCCCAUCGCUAUCACAAACAGCACCUCCUCCCCGCGCUGGCCAACUUGCAAAAGCACACCGUCCGCACCGCUCACCACACUGCAGAAUGGACCGCACAGUACAACCGAGACCAGCUUCGCCCGGCCCUCGCCUUUAUGCAGCAGCAAACCAUGGAGACGGCACGCAAGUCUGCCGACUACCAGCGCACCGUGGUCGGCCCCGCCCUGGUGCAGCUCGGCGCUCAGUCGAUCGAGGCAGCCAAGACCACCUCGCACGGCCUCAACAAGGCGGCCAAGCGCUUCUCGCUCGAGGCCGCCCAGACGGUCAAGCACGUCAGGCACGCCACCAACAUCAACCUCGAGGCGCUCGGCGUCGACGACUACGUCGGCUUCCUCAAAUCCACCUGGAAGAGCCUCACCAACGACCUCGCCUUCUGUUCCCACCACCAAGAAGCGUGCAAGCCGUGCAACUGUGCCGGCGCCGCUUUGCCUCUUGGCACUUGCCCCUCUCGUUAG